AUGUGUCCUACUAGCAAAGCCUCAGUGCAUAUAGCACCAGGCACAGCUCGGCGGCGGCACAGGCAGCUCAGCUUCAGCAGGGGUGUCAGCAGGACCACGCAGCCAAGCAGGAUGAAGUUUUUCAGGAUCCUCAUUUUCUGCUCCCUCGUCCUGGGGGUCAGCAGCCAGAGAACGUUAAGUUUCAUCAAGAAAGCUGGUCAAGGAACUAAAGACAUGGUGAGAGCCUAUUGGGACAUGAGAAACGCCAAUUACAAAGUCUCAAAUACUUCCACGCCCGGGGGUAACUAUGAUGCUGCUCAAAGGGGACCUGGUGGUGUCUGGGCUGCUGAAGUGAUCAGUGAUUUCAGAGAGGCUUAUCCAAGACUCACUGACCAUUUUAGGCAUGGAGACAGCAGCCAUGGAUUGGCGGACUCAAUGGCGGACCAGGAAGCCAAUAGAUGGGGCCGGAGUGGCAAAGACCCCAAUUUCUUCAGACCUCGUGGCCUGCCCAACAAGUACUGAGCUCCUUCGCUCUGCUCUCGGGAGACGGACUAUGAGCCCCCUAAGGGCAGGGAUCCCGAGUCACUGAGGUCUACAUCCCCAGAUGUGGAAUACAGAGGGCACACAUCUCUAAUAAAUGCUCAAGAGUUU
Messenger RNA from Pipistrellus kuhlii (Kuhl's pipistrelle), 630 nucleotides. RefSeq names its product serum amyloid A-2 protein-like. Gene Ontology annotation, cellular component: extracellular region. Lineage: Eukaryota; Metazoa; Chordata; Mammalia; Chiroptera; Vespertilionidae. The record is from RefSeq and is a predicted model, not a curated record.